Dipodomys ordii (Ord's kangaroo rat) is the source of this 1320-nucleotide messenger RNA. It is a transcript of the gene Heyl, whose product is annotated as hes-related family bHLH transcription factor with YRPW motif-like. The record is from RefSeq and is a predicted model, not a curated record. Gene Ontology annotation, cellular component: nucleus. The transcript is spliced from 5 exons. NCBI's taxonomy places the organism in Eukaryota, Metazoa, Chordata, Mammalia, Rodentia, Heteromyidae. Gene Ontology annotation, molecular function: protein dimerization activity; DNA-binding transcription factor activity, RNA polymerase II-specific; RNA polymerase II cis-regulatory region sequence-specific DNA binding. Bases 1 to 966 code for a protein of 321 amino acids. Gene Ontology annotation, biological process: circulatory system development; regulation of transcription by RNA polymerase II; Notch signaling pathway.
AUGAAGCGGCCCAGGGAGCCGAGCGGCUCGGACGGCGAGUCCGACGGACCCAUCGACGUGGGCCGCGAGGGCGAUCGGAGCCAGAUGGCCAGGCCGCUGUCCGCCUCCAGCCCUUCACAGAUGCAAGCUAGGAAGAAACGCAGAGGGAUCAUAGAGAAACGACGUCGAGAUCGCAUCAACAGUAGUCUCUCUGAACUGCGGCGCCUGGUCCCCACUGCCUUUGAGAAACAGGGCUCUUCCAAACUGGAGAAAGCUGAGGUCUUGCAGAUGACGGUGGAUCACUUGAAAAUGCUCCACGCCACUGGCGGGACAGGAUUCUUCGAUGCCCGUGCCUUGGCGGUUGACUUCCGGAGCAUUGGCUUUCGGGAGUGUCUCACUGAAGUCAUCCGGUACCUGGGGGUCCUGGAAGGCCCCAGCAGCUGUGCAGACCCUGUCCGAAUCCGCCUCCUCUCCCACCUCAACAGCUACGCAGCUGAGAUGGAGCCUUCACCCACGCCAGCCGGCUCCCUGGCCUUCCCUGUGUGGCCCUGGUCCUUCUUCCAUAGCUGCCCAGGGCUGCCAGCCCUGAGCAACCAGCUCACCAUCCUUGGAAGAGUCCCUGGCCCCAUCCUCCCCAGCACCUCCUCUCCCACUUACUCCAUCCCAGCACUCCGGAUCACACCUGUGCGCAGGGCCCCUGGCACCAUCCUGCCAGCCCGGAGGAAUUUGUUGCCCAAUCGAGGGGUAUCUUCCACCCAGAGGGCCUGCCUCCCAGAGAGGCCAACUGCCCCUCUGCCUGUGGUGCCAAGUAGCAGGGCCACCAGGAGCAGCCCCAUCUCUCCCCUCCUAACAUCAUCUUCCCCCACAACUGCUUGCGUAGCCCUCCCUCCCUCCAGCCCUCCCCGCUCAGGGCCAGCAGGCAGGCCUGCAGGUGCUGUGCUUUACCAUUCCUGGGUGUCUGAAAUCACCGAAAUUGGGGCUUUCUGAGCUGGCUUCCCAUCCCCCACCUCCAUCCCUCAGGAGUAAGGAAGUUUCUUUUCUUAGGAGCUCUCAAACAGGUGCUGCGUUUUCUGCUUUGCUUCCACUCAGCAGAGACCCCUUCCUCUCUCACUGCUGGUCCAGCCCACCUACCCAGCUCCUCUGGAGCUCUUCUGAUCUCAGAGGCUUGGUUUGGUUUCUCACAUGCCCAAGUGCCUCCCGGUGAUUCACAGGCCCCUAAGAGCUGUGCCAGCCCCUCUCCUGCCCAGUAUGUGUGAACCUUAGAGAUACACAAUACCAUGAGGCCUGGCACAGUGGCUCACACCUGUAAUCCCAGCUACUACUUGAGAAGUAGAGAUCAGG